CCUUCCUACUCCGUGUCAUUACUCUGUGCAAAGUGCAUCCAUCAGGGAGACUGAAUCCUUCUGUCGGUGCACGCGUCCUUCCUUUUGAGCUGCGUAAGGAUCUCGCUGGCUGUUGCUCACCAUGUACUCGGACGGACAAGUGACUUCCCAUCCAUCCCCACUUGGCUCGCGGACAUGGAGAGCAGCUGAGCACGCCGCUUCAAGGAUUUUCCGUUUUCUCCUUCAGUCAGCUUGGUCGUCAUAGCAACGCCCCAUGAAACUGCUGUGAUGUCAACCUACGCGGGAUACAAAGGAGCACCUGUCAGUCAGCAAGCAAGAUAACAACUGACACGCUCUCUCUCGAUCUCUCUCUCUCUCUCGCUCGCUCGUCCUUGCGCUAUGGAAGCCCGGCCUGGUGUAUCAUGGGACUUCAUCAACAGGGUGACAGGUUCAAUAUCCGAGGACUGAGAGGCGGCCAUGGAGGCCGACAGCUACACCUCGAGCUUGGUCGGCCUUGGGGAGGAGCAGGGAGAUGAACCCUCCAACCCAGCAUCAUGGUCCAUGCCGUACUCCCUCGGGUUCCAGGUGUCACUCGCUGCCGUGCUCAUGCUGGAGCUGUUGUUGGGUUUCAGCAGCAACCUGACAGUGCUGGUGCUGUACUGCUCCCAGUCUAAUUUAGUGGACUCGGUCAGCAACAUGGUGACGGUGAGCCUGCACGUGCUGGAUGUGGCGGUGUGCGUGCUGUGCUUGCCUCUCACGCUGGUGGUGGUACUGCUGCCCCCGGGGCCCAACCUGGCCGUGCUGUGCUGCUUUCACGAAGCCUGCGUCACCUUCGCCAGCGUCGCCACGGCCGUCAACAUCCUGGUCAUCAGCUUGGACCGAUACGACAUCUCGGUGCGUCCGGCCAACAGGCUGCUGACCACACGCAAGGCGGCGCUAAUCCUGGCGGCCGUGUGGCUCACGUCUGUCGCUGUGUUUUUCAUCCCGCUCCUGGAGGAUCAACUGUCAAGUGGCGAGGAGCCGCCUUUGUCUGUGUCCUCCGGCGACAUCGGGGCCACAAUGGUACCAGCGUGGCGUAACCGGACCCUGUUGUGCAUCGGUGAGCAGGGCCACCACUUGGGCCCGGGGACGUAUUACCACCUAAUUCUGCAGGUUCCCAUCUUCUUUACCACUGUCACAGCAAUGCUGUUCACCUACUCCCGAAUCCUGAGGGCUUUAAAUUUCAGAAUCGGCACGCACAUGAAGAAAACCCAGAGGCUCAUCGGCCCCUCCUGCACGGGCCUCCACAAAAAAUCUCCUAAAAAAACGACCAAGCUCAGAAGGAUUAGUAGCGGCAGGCCAGAAGGGGAACAAUGCACCGCAGAUGCCACGAAGCAACUCAGCCACCCGCCUCUCAUCCCUUUUUCAUCAGCCACUCACACAGCAGCCUCCUCCCACGCCCUGUCGUCGUCUGCCCCUCUGGUCACGUCCGACGCAGGCCCCAUCUCCCAUGUGCCGACCACGAUGGGCGUCCAGGCCUCCGUGUCGGCUAUCAUCACCCUACGGCGCGCGGUGCGGCGACAUCGAGAUCGGCGGGAGCGCCAGCGCCGCGUUUUCAGGAUGUCCCUCAUCAUCAUCUCCACCUUCCUCGCUUGCUGGGCUCCUCUGUCUGUGGUCAACAUGCUAAUCCUGGUCCUCGGUCCCAGUGACCCUCUGGUCAGCGUACGCAUGUGGUUCUUGGCUUUGGCCUACGGCACCACAGUGUCGCACCCUCUGCUUUACGCCUUCACGCGGCAGAAGCUCCGACGUGCUCUUCGAGCCAAGGUGAAGAAGAGAGUGGUGUCCUUGCUUCAGGUGGACCCUUCACCAGGUGCCACUGUUAUCCACAACUCUUGGGUGGAAAACAGAAAAAACGGCCGGCAGAUGCGGCUGGAAGCCAGCGAAGGUUCGGACCGCUGCCUGGCGGAGGCCGUGUGAAGCACAGGCACGCAUUGCAAGGUUGCUGAUCGUUAAACUCCGCUCUCUCUCACUCAAGCGUGAAGCUAGCUGCUGACAAACAGACGUGCACGUAUGGGAUGCGCUUUUGAACAAGCAGCAAACAGAGCGAGCAGUCACCUCGGGCACGUUGUCGUCGUCUCUGUGUGCUGCAGCUGAACAAAAUCACAAAGCAGCAAACUUUCAAAUGAAUAUUCUGUCAUACAGGGAACCUCUGUUUAUCGCGGGGGACAUAUUGCGGUACCACUCGAAAUCUGUGACUAAAAAAAUAUUUAUUUGUAGUUUUACUGCCCCCACAUGCUUUAAAGGCACUAAACCUGACUUCCUUAGCGCCUGGUCUUAAUGUUCUCUGCUCUAUGGGAACAAUGAAUAUUGGAAUAGCAAUACGUGGUACGGUAUUUACCAUCCGUUGGCUAAAGCGUUCUUCGCCUUGCUCUUAAUGACGCUUCCAGUAGAUCUCACAAGUCGAAAAUCACACAUUCUGUUCAAACCAAUAAUCAACGAUUGCUUGAAUAGCAACAGCAACCAUGACCUAUAAUUCUGUAUUUUAAUCUGGUUGAUGCUGUUUACAUCUGGACUUGAAUGAUGAAGCUUCUCACGACAGUACUUAUGUAAGUGCUCCCGAAAAAUACGCUCAGCCGUCAGAUGAUCACAUUUGCCACCCACUGGGAAGCUCAAAGAUAGCUUUAAAAGAAUGCUCGCUAAUGUUUGUAGAAAUAUUUAAAGUUUUGUUUGAUAUGACCUCAACUUUAAUUAUGUGUUCUGACGUGUCGUUUGUCACAAACACAGCUGAACCCCGGUUGUAUAUUUACAAGCUCACUGAGGGCACAGUGUGUACCGCAUUAAAUAUGGCGCUGAGGUUGAAUUAUGUCAGAGUGUAGGAGGGAGGGAGGGGGGGGGGGCGGUCAGAGGAUCAUUAUGAGCAACUGUGAAAUAGUAAAAUGUGUUGACCUAAUAUGAGGUUGUUACUGUAUGGUCAGAUGACAGUGUUAUUAUUGAAGUGUAACUUUAAUAAUUUUGUAUCUAUAAAUUGUAUUUUGAUGCUGACAUUUAAGAAGAUAGUGUGUGAGAGAGAAAAAAUGUAUCAUAAUACCCUUGAUUGAAUAUAUUUAGAAAUUGAAGCAAAAGAGAUUUUAUAUGAGCACAAAAAAAAAUAAAAGCAUUUUGUCUUGCAUCAUCCAAGAAUGUAAUCACAGAUGACAAAAACUCUUCCUGAAAAAUAACACAAAUGUACACGCUGUAUAUACGAAGUGGAGAAUGGCAAUGUUAACAUGUGAUCUUAUGCAGACGUAUUGUAGAUUUUCUUUGGGUUGCAGCUGGCUCAUGUCAGAUGCAACCCAGACAUCUAUCUGGUCCCAUGGCUCGGCGCAAGCACAACUAAAAGUGUCACCGCAGAUGAAGUGGUUACCUGUGUUGGCUCUUGACUUUUGUUAAGCGUGCUUGUGUGUUCACCACUCUCACGCUUUGCACACACUCAAGCUCAUCGCAGAGGCCAUGGGAUGUCUCACAUGCUAUUAAAGCGCUGCUGAAUGUAAACAAGAACAGAAAGAUAUAUGUUGAUACUGUUCCAAUGUGUUUUUCCUUUUUUUUUUUAAUGAUGUGCUAAUAUGAAUGUACUCUUAUUUUAAUCUGAAUCAAGGCUAUGAAUAAAUGACCAGCUAGUCUUUGCUCA
Messenger RNA from Syngnathus acus (greater pipefish), 3625 nucleotides. RefSeq names its product G-protein coupled receptor 22-like. Lineage: Eukaryota; Metazoa; Chordata; Actinopteri; Syngnathiformes; Syngnathidae. The record is from RefSeq and is a predicted model, not a curated record. Gene Ontology annotation, biological process: G protein-coupled receptor signaling pathway. The transcript is spliced from 3 exons. Gene Ontology annotation, molecular function: G protein-coupled receptor activity; peptide binding. Gene Ontology annotation, cellular component: membrane. Bases 457 to 1935 code for a protein of 492 amino acids.